AAAGUUAAAUAAAUCAUUCAAAUGAACAGUAAACAUUACACUCACAGAAGUUCCAAAAUAAUGAAGGCAUUUUAAAUGUCAUAUUAUUUCUAUAUGCAGUGUUGUAGUGAUGUGAAAAUAUGGGUUGUAUUUACAAUUAUGUUUGUUCUUCACUGGUUGUCCUAAUAUUGCUGCUGUGAUGGCACACUGUGGUAUUUCACCCAGUAGAUAUAUGGGAGUUUAUCAAAAUUGGGUUUGUUUUCAAGUUCUUUGUGGAUCUGUGUAAUCUGAGGGAAAUAAUUGAUGUGUCGCUAAUAUGGUCAUACAUUUGGCAGGAGGUUAGGAAGUGCAGCUCAGUUUCCACCUCAUUUUGUGUGCAGUGUUCUAUUAGGUUCUAUUAGGUUCUAAGUUUUCAGAGUAAAUAACUCACGGACUCUAGAGAAGCUUAACCAAGUUGAAUUCUUCACAAAGGGUCGAUACAGCUGUAAUUCAGACAAAUAUAUUUAGACAAAUACUUUUCCACCACCACAAGUAUAUGUUCUCCACUUCAGGCACUCCUCCUUCUCUCCAGUCCUUACAUCUUAUGGUUCCACAGGAGGAGGGUAACAGGAUAAUAACCCAUAAUUUCUCCCUUCAGGGGAUCUGACUGACAACCCCUCCUUCGCCUAAUCCACAGAUGUCCAUCCGCUUCCCCUAUAGCAAUCCUGUGACUUCCUCCCAUCCACCCAACACAUUCCAAAGCCAUCUGUCUUCUACAGAGAACCAUUAACUUCUGAUGUAAAAACCAGUCUCUUACACUCCUUUAAAUACCAUGCUUCUGCGUCUGAUCUUUCAUAUCUCUAGUAUAUCAAUGUUCAAAGUUUACCCCGAAUCCAACAGUUCACAUAGCCUGUCUUCUCUUGAGAGCCAGGUCUAUGCUCACUGAGUCUGUACAUAGUCAACGCUUUCCUUAAGUUUGGGUCAGUCACAGUGGUCAGGUAUUCUACUGCCGUGUACUCUCUGUUUAGGGCCAAAUAGCAUUCUAGUUUGCUCAAAUUUUUUGUAUUAAUUAUUUUGAAUGUGUCAAAUAAUUGUUUUUUUGUCUUCUCAUGAUUUGUUUGGGUAUAAUUGUGUUGCUGUCCUGGGGCUAUGUGAGGUCUGUUUGUGUUUGUGAACAGAGCCCCAGGACCAGCUUGCUUAGGGGACUCUUCUCCAGGUUCAUCUCUCUGUAAGUGAUGGCUUUGUUAUGGAAGGUUUGGGAAUCGCUUCCUUUUAGGUGGUUGUAGAAUUUAACGUCUCUUUUCUGGAUUUUGAAAAUUAGCGGGUAUCGGGCUAAUUCUGCUCUGCAUGCAUUAUUUGGUGUUUUACGUUGUACACGGAGGAUAUUUUUUUGCAGAAUACUGCAUGCAGAGUCUCAAUUUGGUGUUUGUCCCCUUUAGUGAAUUAUUGGUUGGUAAACUGACCCCAGAUCUCACAACUAUAAAAGGCAAUGGGUUCUAUAACUGAUUCAAGUAUUUUUAGCCAGAUCCUAAUUGGUAUGUGGAAUUUUAUGUUCCUUUUGAUGGCAUAGAAGGCCCUUCUUGCCUUGUCUCUCAGCUCAUUCACAGAUUUGUGGAAGUUACCUGUGGCUCUGAGGUAUGUAUAAUUUUUUGGUGUGCUCUAGGGCAACGAUGUCUAGAUGGAAUUUGUAUUUGUGGUCCUGGCGACUGGACCUUUUUUGGAACACCAUUAUUUUUGUCUUGCCUGUCUGUCUCUCUCUCUCUCUCUCUCUGAUCUCUGCUGUGUCUCUGGUGGUCACAGUUAACUGAUCCUUAAUGAUAGUGACUGACUGGGGAGGGAUAAAACCCCUCUCUCUAACCGAAGGGUGUUAUCUCACUCAAAUAGGAUCGGUGUGACACCGGUAAAAUGAUUGUGCUUCAGUCAGGUGUAUCGGUAAACUUUAAUGGGGUUUCACAACUGUGUCGCCUCAACACUUUACCAAAUGAAAUGGAGGUGUGUGUGUGUGUGUGUGUGUGUGUGUGUGUGUGUGUGUGUGUGUGUGUGUGUGUGUGUGUGUGUGUGUGUGUGUGUGAACCAGGGAGCAGCUGUUUCCACUGCUGCUUAUCUCACUAACUCUCUCUGGUUUCUACUAAUACUGUCUAGCUCUUUGGUUUCUACUAAUAGUGUAUAUCUCUCUGGUUACCACAAAUACUGUCUAGUGCUCUCUGGUUUCUACUAAUAGUGUCUAGCUCUGGUUUCUACUAACACUGUCUAGCUCUCUCUGGACUGUAUUAAUACUGUCUAGCUAUCUCUGGUCUCUAUUAAUACUGUCUAGCUAUCUCUGGUCUCUAUUAAUACUGUCUAGCUCUAUCUGGUCUCUACUAACACUGUAGCUCUCUCUGGUCUCUACUAAUACUGUCUAGCCUCUCUGGUCUCUACUAUACUGUCUAGCUCUCUCUGGUCUCUACUAAUACUGUCUCCCUCUCUGGUCUCUUAAUACUGUCUAGCUCUCUCUGGUCUCUGCUAAUACUGUCUAGCUCUCCCUGGUCUCUACAAACACUGUCUAGCUCUCUCUGGUUUCAACUAAUACUGUCUCCCUCUCUGGUCUCUACUAAUACUGUCUAGCUCUCUCUGGUCUACUAAUACUGUCUAGCUCUCUCUGGGCUCUACUAAUACUGUCUAGCUCUCUCUGGUCUCUACUAAUACUGCCUAGCUCUCGCUGGUCUCUACUAAUACUGUCUGGCUUACUGUCUAGCUCUCUGGUCUCCACUAAUCCUGCCUAGCUCUCUCUCUGGUCUCUACUAAUACUGUCUAGCUCUCUCUGAUCUCCACUAAUACUGUCUAGCUCUCUGGUCUCUACUACUACUGUCUAGCUCUCUGGUUUCUAUUAAUACUGUCUAGCUCUCUCUGGUCUACUAAUACUGUCUAGCUCUCUCUGGGCUCUACUAAUACUGUCUAGCUCUCUUUGGUCUCUACUAAUACUGUCUAGCGCUCUCUGGUCUCUACUAAUAAUGUCUAGCUCUCUCUGGGCUCUACUAAUACUGCCUAGCUCUCUCUGGUCUCUACUAAUACUGUCUAGCUCUCUGGUCUCUACUAAUACUGACUAGCCCUCUCUGGUCUCUACUAAUACUGUCUAGCUCUCUCUGGUCUACUAAUACUGUCUAGCUCUCUCUGGUCUCUACUAAUACUGUCUAGCUCUCUCUGGUCUCUAUUAAUGCUGUCUAGCUCUCUCUGGUCUACUAAUACUAUCUAGCUCGCUCUGGUCUCUAUUAAUGCUGUCUAGCUCUCUCUGGUCUACUAAUACUGUCUAGCUCUCUCUGGUCUCUAUUAAUACUGUCUAGCUCUCUCUGGUCUCUAUUAAUACUGUCUAGCUCUCUCUCUCUCUGUGUCUCUGGUCACUGAUAAGUGGAGUGGAUCAUCAAAGCCAGGAUAUGUUUGAAUUAACCCUCAUUCUGUCCUGAAUAAGAAAAGCCGACUCCCUCUCUUCUCCUCUGUAUAGUACAGUAUAUUAUGUUUCUUAUAUAACAGUGAUGAGGAGAGGAGGAGAGACUGCCAAACUGGUACUGCUCAUUCCCUCUCCUUCUUAGCUUAGCUGCUGUGGAAAAUUGGAGAGAGAGAGUGGGUAGGAGAGCGAGGAGGGGUAGGAGAGAGAGGAGGGGUAGGAGAGAGAAGUGGAAAGUAGAGUAAUGAAGGGAGAUUAAAGUGGGAAUGGAUAGAUGGAGGUUACAAGAGAAAAAACUGUGGGGAAAGUAGAGAGAGAGGUGGAGAGGUAGAGAGGUGGAGAGGUGAUUCAGUUGCACAUACAAUAGGUUUAGUGUGUAUGUUGGCAUGUCAGACAGCAAAGGUGUGAUGUGUCAUAAUGGAGCAGAACGCUAAGCUCUGCCGCUGAAAUGAAAAGUACACAGAGGCUGACAGAGCUGAAGCUUCCACACACACACAUACACUGCUCAGGGAAUGGAGAGCCCUUCUGAUUGGGGCCAAAGAGCAUGCUCUGUGAUACAACUUCUAUAGACUUAAGUCUGAGUCACUCUGCUCCCCUGAAUAUUCAAUGUACUAACAGUGUCUUUCUCCCGUAUUCAUCUGCAUUUUCUUUUUCUUUCUCCUUCUGUCUCUCCUCCCCCCUCUCUCUACCUCCCUCCUACCUCCCCUUUGCUUCCCUGGACCUAGAGAAAGGUAAAUGGUUUGUGUGCUACAUGUGUUGCCUUCUAUCUUCAAUGUAAUCAUUGUGUCAAGUCCUCCAUUUUACCUGCAGUCACACACCUCUUCAGCUGCCUGGGGAGUGACAGAUAGACAGGCAGACAGACAACCUGGGAGUUAGAUCUGCUCUUUAGACAGACAGACAGACAGACAGACAGACAGACAGACAGACAGACAGACAGACAGACAGACAGACAGACAGACAGACAGACAGACAGACACCCUGGGAGUUAGAUCUGCUCUUUAGACAGACAGACAGACAGACAGACAGACAGACAGACAGACAGACAGACAGACAGACAGACAGACAGACAGGGAGUAAGCUCCUCUCUUUAGACAGAAUACAGUACUCAGACUGACGCUCACUCAGUCACCACAUGCUGUUUUUAACUCAAUACUGUAUCUCUGUUUCUGUUCUCAAAAUACUUUAAACUCAUGUAGACUCGAGGCCACUGUAUUCUGCGACAGAAUUAUGAAAUGUCCUGCGGCUUGUGAGACAUAAUGCCUAAAUACACACACACACACCUCCCCCUUCCAUUCUCUCCGCUGGCCAGGAGCAGAGUAUUAUCGACCCAAAGUGUGUGAGCACACAAUUAAGCAGGAAGACAGGGCUGGUAAUGGACUCAUAAACAAGAGAAGCACCACUGUAAUAAACGCUGAGUAUGUGUGUAUGUCACAGCUGCACCUGUGGCUCUGCUCUGCUACCCUGCAUGGCCCCUCAGCAUGGCUCCACUCCCCAGUCCCCUCUUCUUUAACUGACAUUCUUCCUUUAUCACUCUGUUUUUCUGUCCAUGGUUUUCCAGAUUCCCUGUCUGCUCUAUACUCUGAUGAUUCUCUGUUGAUGGUGUAUGUAUACAGGUGUUGUAUUUCAUCCUCAUCCACCUUUAUCUGCCUCUCUCUCUGCCUCUCUCGCUGGAACUCUCUCUCUCUCUGCCUCUCUCUCUGCCCCUCUCUCUCUGCCCCUCUCUCUCUCUGCCUCUCUCUCUCUCUGCCUCUCUCUCUCUCUGCCUCUCUCUCUCUCUGCCUCUCUCUCUCUCUCUCUCUCUCUCUCUGCCCCUCUCUCUCUGCCCCUCUCUCUGCCUCUCUCUCUCUCUGCCUCUCUCUCUCUGCCUCUCUCUCUCUCUCUCUCUGCCUCUCUCCCUCUCUCUCUCUCUCUCUGCCUCUCUCUCUGGCAUGUGGCAACUGUCUGAUGUUCUCAGCAUGGCAUUUUGUUUGUUUGUUUGUUUGUUUGUGUGUGUGUGUGUGUGUGUGUGUGUGUGUGUGUGUGUGUGUGUGUGUGUGUGUGUGUGUGUGUGUGUGUGCGUGCGUGCGUGCGUGCGUGCGUGCGUGCGUGCGUGCGUGCGUGCGUGCGUGCGUGCGCGCGCACCCUAGAGAAGACAGUUAUCUUCCUGAGGCAGUGAAUGAUAACUGUGCACUAAGUAUAAGGAAGCACUCAUCAAUGGAAACACAAGUGAACAAAGUACCUUCUAUUUAUAGCUCAACCAUACAUUACAUGUCAGGGUAUAUAUAUAUUGGCCUUUUACUAAUUCAGAGAAGAGAUUUCCUACUAGUGGAAGCCUCUGUUUUCUACUCCAUGCCUUUCAAAAACAUGACUCAAUGGUCAAAUAUACUGAAUUAUCUGCUAUAUACAUACCUGUACGUUUUAUAUACUGUAGAUAUUCAUGUCAUAUGAUAUCUUCUGUGCGUCCUAUAGGGACUUUGCCUAUGUGGCGAGAGACAAAACCACACGGGUGUUGAAAUGUCAUGUGUUUCGAUGUGAUACCCCUGCAGAAGCCAUAGCAACGAGUCUCCACGAAAUCUGUUCCAAGAUUAUGGCUGAGAGGAAGAGUGCCAAAGCUGCUGCCGGCAGCUCAUCCCAAACAGGCUCCGAUGUUCCUCUCCAGGAGUUUCCCAUGCCAAAGACUGAGCUGGUGCAGAAGUUCCAUGUGCACUACCUGGGGAUGACGUCCGUGUCUCGUCCCAUAGGUAAGAGAAGUAUGGACAUCAUCAAUGGGGCUAUAGAGAGCCUGGUGUCCUCCACAGGGAAGGAGGACUGGACCCCUGUUACUCUGAGUGUAGCAGACGCCACUGUGGCUGUUAUCAAGGAGAAGGAAGAAGAGGAGGAGAUACUGGUGGAGUGCCGUGUGCGUUUCCUGUCCUUCAUGGGCGUGGGCCAGGACAUCCACACUUUCGCCUUCGUAAUGGACUCUGGGAACCAGCACUUCCAGUGCCACGUGUUCUGGUGUGACCCCAACGCUGGCAGUGUGUCUGAGGCUGUCCAGGCAGCCUGUGUGCUGCGGUACCAGAAGUGUCUGGUGGCCCGCCCGCCCCCCCAGAGAGCUAGCUCCUCCUCCCCGCCACCCGACUCGGUGACACGCCGGGUGACUACCAGCGUCAAGCGUGGAGUCCAGUCUCUCAUAGACACUCUGAAAACAAAGAAACCAUCCUCAGAACUGCCCCAGCAAUGACGGACAGCUCGCUGACCACACCCCCAACCCCAGCCUCUGGCUCUGUCACUCACACUAUCGCCACAACUACGACCUACAAACACGCCUAUCCAAUACCAGCCAUGGUAACCAACAAUGUACAUACAUGUUAACUUAUUACCACUGGGCAGACCAAAGGACGAAUGGGGCUGGAUAGUGACAUCUGCUCAAAAUAAUAAAAAGUGAAAUUAUCUGCAGAAGAAGAAGAGGAGGAGGAAGUCCAAGCUUCAGCAUGAUGAGGUGCUGGUGAUUUGUGUCUCCAUUGGAACUUUCCAUUUACCUUUGAACUCUGCCGUGUCAUAGCAAAACUGUCCCACUUUAGCCAGUCCACUCCUGUCUUCACCUGGCAUCACCCCAGUCUUGUGGAGUAUUAUAACUACUGAGCUCUAAUGGAGUAUUAGACUACUACUGAAUAACACUAGACUUACCUGAGAAAAAUAACCAAUCCCCAUUGAGUGCUGGCUUAGAUGCAUCAGGAGGUCCAUUGACCUCCUUUAUCUUCCCUGUUUUCUACUUGUUGGACACAGUGAGAGCAACCCUGUUCCCAUCACAGUGCCUAACAGUAGCAUUCCAGAAUGGGACACACACACGUCUCUUUAAGACGUCUGUCUCAUUGACGUGGAAACGGGACAUGCUUAUGGGGAAAGCCAACCAUCACGGACAAGGCCACUGACCAAUCAGCACCAUCCAGCUGCUCUACCCGACCUAGUAACCUUUGACCCCCAGACUGCAACAGAGACGUGUCAUGUGAUGGACUAUACAGGCAUGAUGUAAUAACAUAGACAAGAAGUAAACAGAACAUGGGAACCAAUGUAUUCCAUUCCCUGGCUCGGAGUUCCAUCUGGCUCACAAAACAGACUGAACCAAUGUCUCAUUUGAGGAGGGGUGCGCGAUUGUACUAUAAUUACCCCUCUGAUUGUAAAGUAAUGAUUGUAUCCCUGGUUGGAGAGGAGAUGUUAGAGAUGAGGAGGAAUGGGGUGGUAAUGGUGCUGCAUGUGUCUGUAAUCUGAAUGUGAGGAGAUGGAUAGAUCGUUAUGGGGGAGAGAGGUUACUGAGGAGGGUGUCAAUAUGGACAUAGAUGCUCUGCACAAAAGCCCAACCCCACCAGACUAUCUAUCUAUAUAUAUUUAUAUAUAUAUCUAUAUACACACACACAAACACACACACACACACACACACACACGACUGACUCCUAUUGGACCCAGGGACACCUCUCUCAACUCUGUGAAUGCAAUAUGCAAUCCAAUCCCCCAAAAAUAUAGAUGUGAAAAUACUGUCAUUAAUGUGCUCUGUUCUUCACUCAUCUCGACACCAUGUAAAUGUAAUCGGUUGUGAAAAUAAAUGCAUUACCAAAAAAGGGAAGGUCUUCAAAGUGCAGGUUUAUUUUCUCAUGUAAUAGCUCAAGUC
Messenger RNA from Oncorhynchus nerka (sockeye salmon), 8006 nucleotides. RefSeq names its product amyloid beta precursor protein binding family B member 2-like. Gene Ontology annotation, cellular component: cytoplasm; nucleus. Gene Ontology annotation, biological process: regulation of DNA-templated transcription. The record is from RefSeq and is a predicted model, not a curated record. Gene Ontology annotation, molecular function: amyloid-beta binding; transcription factor binding. The transcript has 6 exons. NCBI's taxonomy places the organism in Eukaryota, Metazoa, Chordata, Actinopteri, Salmoniformes, Salmonidae. Bases 5796 to 6581 code for a protein of 261 amino acids.